Molecule: messenger RNA, 165 nt
Organism: Cucurbitaria berberidis CBS 394.84
Lineage: Eukaryota; Fungi; Ascomycota; Dothideomycetes; Pleosporales; Cucurbitariaceae
Exons: 1
Source: RefSeq, a predicted model, not a curated record
CGCUUUUCUUUUAAUAAUUUUAUAUACUAUUUAACUUUUUUUCUAAAGUACUUUUUAUUUUUUAAUUACUCUACUUGUGCGCUAUUAGUUUCUGGCCAGUAUUUAGCUUUAAAAGAAAUUUACUUCCUAUUUAAAACUAUAUUCCCAAAUAACUUAACUUAUUAA